AUGAACCUCACCCCUCUCUUCCUCCUCCUCCUGCCCCUCGCCCUCGCCCACCCUUCACCCCACGUCAACCCCCACAGACGUCUCGCCAGGUCGAUCGCACACGCCGACGCGAACCGCCCCAUCCUCGCCAGGGCCGGCGGUGUCAUCGACGACGCUACAGAAUCCUCCAUCGCUGCAGACCAGGCCGCGAGCACCAGCGCUGCCCGCCCUUUGACAUCUGCCGCGGCUAGUGGAAGGAGCACGUCGGCGGCGGGGGAGGCGAGCACGAGCGCGGUCGCGAGUAGCAGUGCCGCGGCUAGUAGUAGUACGGCGGCGAGCAGUAGUGCGGCCGCAAGCUCGAGCGCGCCAGUGUCGAGCAUCGUGUUGAGCACCAGUGCGGCGUCGAGCAGUGCUGCCGAGAGCAGCUCUGUUGUGCCCUCCUCUACCUCUUCCGAGGCCGCCACCUCGACAUCCUCCUCUGUCGUUGCGAGCUCAACAGCCCCUGCAUCAUCCUCCGAGGCUGCCACCAGUACGAGCAGCUCUUCCUCAUCGUCCUCGUCCUCCUCCUCAGUCAUCCCUUCCACCACCACCGUUGCUCAGUCCACCACCAGCCAAGCCGCAGCUUCGACCUCGUCUCCCUCUUCUUCCUCCACUACCGACCACUCUACCGUCGUCCUUGUUACCACCGCCUCCCGAUCCCACUCAUCAACCGCAUCUUCUACUGCCUCGUCUGCUGCGGAUAGCUCAAGUACCUCGAGCAGUGGAUUGAGCAAGGGCGCUCUGGUGGCCAUCAUCGUGGUGGCCAGUAUCGUCGGUUUGGUGAUCAUUGGAUGGACGGCGUUUAGGAAAUGGAAGCUCAGGCCUUCCAACAGGUUUGGCAACAAGAUGCAGCCCAUCGACUUUAGCCCUCAGAAUGACAACAUGGACGAUGACUUCUUUGAAAAGACUCUCCACCGAACCGCCUCCCAAUCGUCUACCAAUCGACAGCGCCAAGAGCUUGUUGCCCAGCUCGACGAUCCCAACCAGGUCCCUGGUGUGCCCGCCCACGACUUUACCGCCGGCUCCGCUGCUGUCGGCGCUGGUGUCGGCGCCUAUGGCUACCAUGAUGACGGUUACGGCCACGCCGAGCAAUACGAGUACGACCAGUAUGCUGCUGCCGGCGAGGGCCAGGCUUACGAACACGCCUAUCCUCCUCAACCUUCCCAUGCUGCGCCCCACGGUUACGACUAUCCUCCCACCUCUCCCAUCGGCGGCCUUACGAGUCCUCUCCAGGUUCUCGGCACUGCCAUCACCACGGGCAGCAAUGAAGGCUACGCCGACUUGCAGCGCGGGCCUAGUAUUGGCAGUGGUAGCGGCCAUGGGCAGGCGGGGGUUGCGAGGGCUAUGAGCCCGCAGGGUAUGUAUCUGCAGGAGCAGCCGAUGAGUGCGGGAGAGAUGCACUUCCCUAGUGAAAUGCACUUCCCCAACCCUCAUGAUCAGCAGUAUGGUGGUUUGGGUAGGCCGACGGCCGGGGCUGGUGCCGAUGGACCUUAUGCCCAAGCUUCCGCUUUCCGAUACUGA
Cryptococcus wingfieldii CBS 7118 is the source of this 1539-nucleotide messenger RNA. RefSeq lists its product as hypothetical. The transcript has 7 exons. The record is from RefSeq and is a predicted model, not a curated record. The coding region runs from base 1 to 1539 and encodes 512 amino acids. NCBI's taxonomy places the organism in Eukaryota, Fungi, Basidiomycota, Tremellomycetes, Tremellales, Cryptococcaceae.